Molecule: messenger RNA, 1357 nt
Organism: Harpegnathos saltator (Jerdon's jumping ant)
Lineage: Eukaryota; Metazoa; Arthropoda; Insecta; Hymenoptera; Formicidae
Exons: 2
Coding region: 184-957 (257 amino acids)
Molecular function (GO): sequence-specific DNA binding
Source: RefSeq, a predicted model, not a curated record
UAUAUAUAUGAGAUAUUAGUGGAUUUAAUAUAUUUUACUUGAUAAUCUGUCAAACUAACCUUUGCGAAAAUGUUAAAUUUCUGUGAAUUUGUGUAACUUGUUGGAUAAUCAUGUUUGAAUUUGAUUAUUGAAAUAUUGAACUGAUUUUCUUGGACAAUUUAAUCUUCUCACACAACAACGGUUAUGGGAAGAGUUUGUUGUGUCUCAGGAUGUCCUUCAGGGGGAGAUGUACCUGCCCAUCAGAUACCCAAGAAUCCAGACCUUUUUAAAAAAUGGAAGAACAUGAUUUAUUCCGAGAAAAUUGAACAUCUGACAGACGAACAGAUAAGCAAAUGUACUGUAUGCUAUCGUCACUUUGCGAAUGAUGAUUAUUUAGUAACUUAUAAAGUGAGAAAGCUGAAACGUGGUAUUGUGCCCUCCUUAAAUCUGCCAAACAAAUCGAUUAAGAAAGAAAUUUUUACAAAAGCAGAUACAGCAAGCGCAAGUGCAUCGACUGAUACAAUAGUACCAAUAGCACCAAAGGAAGAGUCUACAGAAGAUGAGGAAGAAACAAUUGUCGUUGGCUUGUUCGAAGAUCUCCCAGAAUCACUGGAACCUCGAUUACUUAAAUUACCUUCAAGUCCUAUGAACAUGUUCGAGGAAGCAUUUGAGCAAGUGGAUCAGAAUAUAGACCAUAUUGAUUUAAUAUCGGAAGUAUGUGAAUCAAGUUACAAACCUAGAAUAUUCAGAAGAAGAAAACGAACAAAAUUAACAGAAAAGGAAUUGAUGUUAUUGCAAUGUAAAAAACAGGCAGAGAGAUAUGCAAAAACACCUACGAUACGAAAGCUCUUAUCUCUUUUAGCAGCUACUAAAAGAUCAAAGCUUCAAAGUAAGAUACAGAGAUCAAAAUAUGUACCUCGAGUGUACGUAAGACUAUAUCAUGAUAUCGCUAAGAAGAAUGCUCUUGGUCAGUUGUAAAAUAUAUUAAUUUUUGUAGCAUGUCAAGAGAAGUGUAAAGAUUAAGUGGUAAAAAAGACGUCAAAUUGCCAUUUUAUGUUUAAGAUGACACGAAUCGUCAGAGUUGCGCAAUGUAUUAUCAUCAUGAUGCAAAUUAUAAUCCUAAUAAACAUUUGUAACAUGGGAUUUUGUAUGUAAUAGAACUCUGUAUGUAUCAAGAGAAUACAAUUUUACGAUAAUGAGUAAAGAUUCCUUGUUGACAAUCAGUCUGCGAGAUUCUUCUUACACACAGUGGGGAGGGAAUUAAAAUGAUUGCUCGCACAUCGAUCGAUACGACGGUAGUUUUAGUACUGUAUUUUUAAAAACGAAUACAUGAAAUAUACAUUUAUAAUUUAUAUAAUUGGUAGAAGGAUUAAUUGUU